AUGAGCCCCUCUAAUCGAUACUUCUACCGUUGUUUCUCGGAAGAAAGUGCUGGUGGCUUGACAUGCGGCCUGAGACGCGUCGGUCCUCGAUUAUCCCAAUCCGAACUCUCCCUACAUUUCGAGCUUCAUAAAGUCCAGAAAAACAGGUAUCCAACCGCUCUAGUCUCCGUCAGUGACCGUCCCAUCGAAGCUCUCCACCGUGCUUUUGUCAAGCACUAUAACGAUGGAGAGGACUCAAGUACCAUAUGGAUUGCCAUCGUAUCAGUUCCAGUCACUACGGCUGCUGAGAAACCCUACCACCAUGCCCAACAGCUUGCUGAUAGGGCCGUCCAGUUCAAGCAUGAAUACUUGUUCGAAUGGCAGAUCCCAGAACAAUUUGUGGUACAUACCAUCUCAGUCCAGACACUUCUUAGCCGAGGGCUCGACCUAAAAGAGCAUCUCGAUCAUGGUAACGACGAAAGCUCUUUACCCAAUCUUUCGACAUUCAUGACCAGGAUGGCCGAAGGAAUUUCGAAUUCUUCGCUUGAUGGCCAUGGCUUUGGCAUGUAUUUAGCACACAUAGCACGAUGCUUCGGUGCCAGGGCGCCAGUGCUAGAAAUCGCCUUGCAGAUUUUGAGUGAUUGCCCCCGAUAUUUCAGUGUCGUUACUAAGGAUGGCUCCAAGAAAUGGCAACCCUACACCGAGGAUUUCUGCUGGAUAUUAGAUGGUAUUGACGAGGGCAUAUUCGAUUUCUGGCUUGCGGACAGCACUUUCAUUCUCGAUCAUCGGAAUUUUGUGGAAUGGUCUAAGUCUGUGAGGAACGAAGUGGAAUGGAUGUGGGUGGAUUACAGUGUGGACUUCUAUCAUGAUAUUUGCACAGGGGAAAAAUCGGAUUAUGUUGGUAGAGAAAGGCAAAGAUUAACGAAGUAUGAAGAGAAUAUCGAGGCAGAGAUCGAGGAGGAAGCUGUGGCCAUAGGCCUUUGA
Messenger RNA from Penicillium brevicompactum, 963 nucleotides. RefSeq lists its product as uncharacterized. The coding region runs from base 1 to 963 and encodes 320 amino acids. The record is from RefSeq and is a predicted model, not a curated record. NCBI's taxonomy places the organism in Eukaryota, Fungi, Ascomycota, Eurotiomycetes, Eurotiales, Aspergillaceae. The transcript has a single exon.